CUGAUUUCUCUCUAGCAGAGAAUUUGGCACAUCUUUGCAGUCUCGUCACUCAAUCACUUUUCUUUCAAAUCACGAUGGUACGCGUUGCUCUUCUAGUGACCGUUCUGGCGGCUCUGUGUUACGGAAGCCAGGCCACCCCGCUCCAAAUUGGAAAUAAGGAAAUUGACUUGACCAAAACUAUUUCCGACAAGGCAAAACAACUGCUUGACUAUAUUCCUGACGGAGUGAAAGACACAUUUAGGGACAUCAGCAACAAAAUCACGGAACGUAUAGGACAACUCGAGAAAGAUUUCCAGGAAAAGAGACAGAGCGCCGUAAACGCAUUCGAGAAAGCUACAGAAAAUGCCAAAAAAUUGUUACAAGAGGGAAAGCAAAAUUUAAACGAAGCUCUAGAAAAUCUCAAGAAAGUGAAACAAGAAAUUGAGGCAAAUUAUCAGGAUAAGUUGAAUGAGAGAAUUCAGAAUAUUAAGUACAUCCUCGAUAAGUUGACUAAUGAAGAUUUGAAACAGAAAGUGAAGGAGAAAAUUAAUUCACUUAAAGAUCAAGUAAAAGAGACCUUUGAUAGGGUAUUAAGAAGGAAGCAAAGUGGCGUUGAAACUUUUGGCAUCGAAAGUAUUAUAGACAAGGGCAAAAACAUUUGGAAAAAUAUCCAUGACAAAUUUACAGAAAAAUCGAAUAAUAUUAUGAAUGAUGUCAAUAAGGCCACCAAUGAACUUAAAGAAAAUGUAAGCAACACCCUGCAGAAGAGUGGACAAGUAGAAGCUUUGAAAAUUGAUCUGAGUAAAUCCUUGGACAAAUUUAGGGAAACGAUAAAAAAUAUCAAAGAAAUAGUAAAGAGAUCGAUCAAGGAACAAAUCCAACAGUCAGGGUUCUUUGAUACCAUCGUGGGAGAAGCAAGAAGAGGAACGAAAAACGCCGGAUCCAGCGGAAUUGAAUCUAUCAGGGGAAUCUUAAAUGGCAUGGAAAGCAUACUGGAAUCGGCAUUGGGAACAAAAGAAGAUGUCAAAGGAGAUACUAAAGGAGAUACUACAGAAGAUACUGAAGAAGAUACUAAAAACAAUACUAAAAGUACUUAAUUCUCUCUCGUCUAUGUAUCGGAAACACGACUCUUAUUAUCUUAAUUAUAUUUAAAAUUAAUGUGUUCUUGGGAGAAGCCACAAAUUUAAGUUUCAAUUUUAAUAAUUCUCUGAAAUUUCACACAUAGUUUUGUCAACAAUUUGGCAUUUUACGGAAAUUUUCACCUAGUGAGCAAAAUCUGUAACAAAUCCUAUCUCGAUUUUCAAGUGUCUCGAUGCUAAUUAAUCUUUUAAUUAAAAUCGAAUUGUGCCUCAACACGCAAAUUAUGUAACACUUAUCAAUUGUAAUGAAAUUCGUGAACACAAAUAAAGAAACAUGCAAGUUUUAA
Messenger RNA from Cyphomyrmex costatus, 1405 nucleotides. Its product is annotated as polyamine-modulated factor 1-binding protein 1. The coding region runs from base 75 to 1076 and encodes 333 amino acids. The transcript has 2 exons. The record is from RefSeq and is a predicted model, not a curated record. NCBI's taxonomy places the organism in Eukaryota, Metazoa, Arthropoda, Insecta, Hymenoptera, Formicidae.